This is a messenger RNA of Rhizophagus irregularis DAOM 181602=DAOM 197198, 1371 nucleotides long. RefSeq names its product Serine/threonine-protein phosphatase PP2A catalytic subunit. Gene Ontology annotation, cellular component: cytosol. Gene Ontology annotation, molecular function: protein serine/threonine phosphatase activity. NCBI's taxonomy places the organism in Eukaryota, Fungi, Glomeromycota, Glomeromycetes, Glomerales, Glomeraceae. Gene Ontology annotation, biological process: mitotic cell cycle. The record is from RefSeq and is a predicted model, not a curated record.
UCCUUGAACCGACAUUUUUUAAUCGAUAUCAGCUUUCCAAGUCCUUAAUCGUCCUAUAUAUAAUUAAACGCUAAAUUUUUUUACGUUCUAAUGGCAACUUCAACAGAUUUCACAGACGUUGAUGGGUGGAUUCAACAUCUUAUGCAAUGUAAACAGUUACAAGAAGCUGAUGUAAAGAGAUUGUGCGAUAAGGCUCGGGAAAUUCUUAUGGAAGAAUCAAAUGUUCAACCCGUAAGAUGCCCUGUUACAGUUUGCGGAGAUAUUCAUGGUCAAUUUCAUGAUCUUAUGGAACUUUUCCGUAUUGGCGGUAAUUCACCGGAUACCAACUACCUCUUUAUGGGAGAUUAUGUUGACCGUGGAUAUUAUUCCGUUGAAACUGUGACCUUACUCGUUGCACUCAAAGUCAGAUAUAGAGAUAGAGUUACAAUUCUCCGGGGAAAUCAUGAAUCUAGACAAAUUACCCAAGUAUACGGGUUUUACGAUGAAUGCCUAAGAAAAUACGGAAAUGCGAAUGUAUGGAAAUUUUUCACCGAUUUGUUUGACUAUUUACCACUGACAGCAUUAAUUGAUGAUCAGAUCUUCUGUCUUCAUGGUGGUUUGUCUCCAUCGAUUGAUACGCUGGACCACAUUAGAUCCCUGGAUAGAAUUCAGGAGGUACCUCAUGAAGGACCUAUGUGCGAUUUGCUGUGGUCCGAUCCAGAUGAUCGAUGUGGUUGGGGAAUUUCACCUAGAGGUGCUGGAUAUACGUUUGGACAAGAUAUAUCGGAAGCAUUUAAUCACAACAAUGGGCUAACAUUAAUUGCUAGGGCUCAUCAAUUAGUCAUGGAGGGAUAUAAUUGGUCGCAAGAUAGAAAUGUUGUUACAAUCUUCAGUGCUCCAAAUUACUGCUAUCGUUGUGGUAAUCAAGCUGCCAUUAUGGAAAUAGAUGAACAUUUGAAAUAUACAUUCUUGCAGUUUGAUCCUGCACCCAGAAGGGGCGAGCCUCAUGUUACUCGUCGAACACCUGAUUAUUUCUUGUAAACUUCAUAUUUUUCAAAAAAAAAAAAAUUUUUAAAAAAAAGUAUAUACAUAUUCAAUAUCGUUGAUCGAUUUGUGCUGAUUCUCUAAUUGUGAAAAUCAAAUAUAGGAUACGUAUAGUCUAGCACAUGAUUGUUCAAUUGACUAACAAACAAUUAUUUAUACUAAACUUGUUUAAAUUUUUUCUUGAUGAUUGUAUAAAGCAUUUUGAUGGGACAGUUUUACAAAAUUUAUUUAUACAUGUAAAUUUUGUUUAUUUGCAUAUUUCUUAAUUUUCACUUUCAUUUAAUUAGCAGUUAGAGUAUUUAUUAAUCUUGCCAAGACAUAUUAAAUAUGUUGUAUCAUUAUAUGCUA